AGUUUAAAUAAAAAUAAUAAAUCAAUUUAAAUAAAACAGUGAGUAGCCGACAGGCCAUCUUCAUCCCACCUUCAAAAUCUCUGUACAUGUUUUUAUUUCUCUUGUCCAUAUUAUCAAAAUUUUAAACCCUCCUUUCUCUCUCACACUCACUGCCCCAUACUCUCUCUCUUUCAUUUCUUUUCUUUUUCUCUCCCAGACGUUGCAGUUGCAGAGCUUCGCCAUUGUUGUCUUGCUUCAAGCUUUUUCAGUUUCUUAUUCACACCCUUUUGAGUUUUGCUCUUCAACCAUGGCUGCUUUAGUGCUCCCGCUGCUCAUCCUGGCCGCCAUCACUGGCCGCUCAAGUGGCAACUGGUGUAUAUGCAAAGAUGGUGUAAGUGAUACAGUAUUGCAGAAGACACUGGACUAUGCAUGUGGUGCAGGCGCCGACUGUAACCCUAUCCACUUGAAGGGAUCCUGUUUUAACCCCGACACUGUUAAGGCUCAUUGCAGUUACGCCGUUAACAGUUACUUCCAAAGAAAAGGCCAAGCUCAAGGCACUUGUGAUUUUUCCGGCACUGCUACCGUUACCACCGCUGACCCCAGCUACACUGGUUGUGCUUUCCCAUCUAGUGCCAGUACCGCAGGCACCACCACAACACCAACAACUACACCGUCAUCCACCACACCCUCGUCCGUGAACCCAAUCAACAACACCCCAACAAGCACAACACCAUUUGGUUCGACAACACCUACCGGAAUAUUGGGAGGAGUUGGUAACGGCUUAGGCCCGUCCGGAACUGGGAUCAACCCAGAUUACAGUACUGAUGGAGGAUUUAGGCUGCAAUACUGCUUCUCUUCCUAUGCAACCCUCUUGAUUUCAGGAUUGAUGUUAUUGUGGGGUUAAAAGAAGUUACAAGGGAGCAUGUUUUCUGGUCAUUCAGUCUUGUUCUCUUCUAGUGUAUGGUGUUGUUGAUCUAUAAGAACAUGUUUGCUAAGGGUUUUUUUUUUGGUUAUGGAUUUUAAUCAUUUUAAAAGCAUGACUUUUAUGGGUAUGGAAUUUUGGUUAUCUAGGUUUUAUGUACAUUUAAAUGGAAAUUGUUAUUUUUAGGAGGAUUUGGCACUACAAAAUCAUCCUCUUAUCAGUAAUUGGCAGUAGUAAUUUCUCCA
Molecule: messenger RNA, 1146 nt
Organism: Gossypium raimondii (Peruvian cotton)
Lineage: Eukaryota; Viridiplantae; Streptophyta; Magnoliopsida; Malvales; Malvaceae
Product: PLASMODESMATA CALLOSE-BINDING PROTEIN 2
Exons: 4
Coding region: 287-883 (198 amino acids)
Source: RefSeq, a predicted model, not a curated record